AUUUGCAGCUUGUAGUUUCUCGGCGUCGAAACCCACAAGCAUUACCCUCGUAGAUGCAACUAAGAACCACCCCGCCUCUGAACACUGUAGAGUCCGGAAGACCAGCGUGUUUAAAUGCGGUGAGUGGACCAACUUACAGAAACUGAACAUCACGCAGGACCGAGGUAUCUGGACGGUAGCUAAGGAAACCGACAGCGCUGGUCGCAAUGUUUGGUGGACUGGCAGUCUAGACGCAUUUCAGUCGCUCAGUGGCUAUCUAUUGUAUCUGGAGAUUUCAUGUGAUAAUACAGCAUCUACCUCAUGCACAGUCGUCAAGAUGGCUGGUACAAGAGGCUACGCAGUUUCUACGAGAAGUGAUUUAUCAACAGAGGGCAGUAUACCCAACUGGCUGGUCACUAGUAACGGCACUGCUGGUAAUAAAACGGAAGUCAUUACAGACGAGGAAUAUAAACAGCUAGAGAUGCUAGUCACAGCGGUCUGUAUGAGUGUUGCCUUGCUACUGUGUAUUUGGCUAACGUGUUUUGCUGUCGAGAAACGAGUUCAAAGCAAAAAACGAGGUAGCGAAAAGCAGUUUGCUUCGCAGACGAGAACGUAUCCCCAUGAAGUAGCACAUGUCCGUAAAACGUUAAUGGAUGUAUACGACAUGCCAAUGAUUCGCUUCAACAUGUCGGGUGAGGACGAUGAGGGCGCCAGCCAGACUAUGAUCCAGCCAAAGAAAAAGGAGAAGGAGGCUACGAUAGCUGAGGUCACGCCAGAUCACGAAGCCGACGGAGAGGAGUCUACGUCACCCUCGUCCUCGGAACUACGGACAGAGACCGGCUCGUCGUCCUCAGAGACCCUAGCAGUUCAGACCGGAUAUUUAGGGGUCCCUAGGAACUCCGAAGACCAAGAGUUUAAAAACUGGCGGCCUUGUCUGAAGCAGCAACUGACGGUGGGAUGUUCUAAGAAAUCCCCGCCCAUGUCUCCGACCAAGAAGAAGGCCACACCUCCGGGCAUCCUGAAGAAGUCACCGAACACUAGCCCGACACGCUCCCCGACCAGAUCGCCACCAAUGCCUCGCCGAUCUCCCAUUAAGAGUAUACUUAUCAAGAGGUCGCCUACCCUGCAUAAACGAUGGAAAACUGCCGUCACUCGCCAUUUCCAACACCCGAUGACUCAAAACCACGCUGUGGCGGCUGCUCCCCCAACGGAUGCCAUAGAAAUGAAAACUGUGAACGGGUUAAACAAUGUCGAACCACAAGCGCCUAAAAGAUCGAUCCUAAAACACGGCUCUCGCUGGAGGGCGCUAGCACCAAAACUUGUGCCGAUGGUGAAAGCCGAGGAGCUCGACGACGACGUCACGUGGGAUGGUGACGACACAAAACACCAGGUGGUUAUUAAGUGUGAGAUUCAUCACGAGGACGAGAGGCGGGAGACAGACCCCGACUCCGAUGAGAAAGUGUACACGGAGAAAUCUCCGCUCACUCGGAGUAUACGGAUGGUGUUGGAGCCCAGACUAGAUGCACCGACCAAGAAAAACAGUAUAGAAUGGCGAUGUGAGGACUUCGACGGUGUCCCAUGCACAGAUGUUUAACGCCUGCCCCCAACGUCCACUGAUGCAACGUCCACCAUGAUCUAGUAUCAACUCAUGAAUAUGCAAAGGCUGGAUUGGAGCAAUCUUUCAAUAGUUUACUUUUGGUAUCCGUAAAUUAAUAGAGGACCUUUCUGUGUGUAAAAUUAAUAGACAAAAAAUGACGUAUUGACGCAUGCGCAUUGGAACAUUGUUGUUAGCCUCGUCCACAAGUCGCCUAUAUACACGUCUUCAAUAUGACUGACGACUUGAGAGGAGUUUAGUUUCGACAAAAAGGGUGAUAAUAUUUAUUUAUCAGCAUUUCAUAUUCUCGCGAAAAAUAUUGAUAUAAAUAUUUAUAAUCUGUGAUAUUAAAAUGUAAAAGAAAAUCAGUACUUCUAAAACACAACUUUAAAGGAGACAAUUGUUCCACAAUCGUAGCUUGAUCAUACGAGACACAUCCAUGCGACAACUUUACAAUCACAAUCAUCUACACUUUAAAAUUAACGCACACACAUUUGUUUUAUCAAAUUAAUUAUUAAAUGCAUUGUUUCAAACGUAAGCGUUAUGUCACCACUCCCCGAAAACCAAUACCACGUUAAUGGCCUUAGUGAAUGUAGACCUUUUAGACGAGUCUCAUCUCCUGUAGCACAUUAUGGGUCGAAGUUAUUUUAAAAUGUUCAGUUAGAAUAGUUAGUUCACAACAAGCUGUUGAUUAUAAGAAACAAAAAGUCAAUUGCAAUUCUCAGACGAAUUAACGUAUUCAUAGGGGCUGGGAACAACAGCAUCUUGGAUUGUAUAGUGGUUCUGGAAAAUCUGUUAUGACGGUGUUAAUUAACACAUCCUUAAGAUUAUAGUUGAUUUGUUUUAUCGGGUUGGGUGCGGGGGAUGGAGAAUAAAUGAAUCUAGAAUAACAAAACCAAAACUUACCCGUUACUUGGUAGAAAGUUCCCACUCGUCCUGAGAAAUAGUUUCAUCUGAAAGGCAGUUACCAUCGAUGACAUGUCGUGUUAAUACUUAAACCCCCUGGCUGUAAAAGACAUGAAAAAUAAACAAGAUGUGAGUAAACAUUUGAAGAAAAAAGAAGAUGAUUACUCGCAGAGCUAAUCCUACCUUUAUGCAAUAAUUCUCAAGUCUGAGAACCUGUGACAAUUAUGAGCACGGAUAAUGUUUCUUUAAUAAGUGUUUCUGGUGUUCGAAUAAAAGAAAGUGAACGUCGAAGCAGGGUGAACAUACCCAACUAUAACAUAAUAAACACAACUGGAACUCGUGGUAAUACUAUAAGGGAAUUAAAGCUCACGGUGUCAAUGCAAUCCCCACCCAAGAAAUUUAAAACCAUUGCUCCAAACGAGUAAGAUUAUAUUAUUGUUAAAGGCACUUGACACCGUUGGUAAUAAUUGUCAGUACAAUCACGUAGUGUAUCCCUAAAUAUUCAUAAAAAUUAAAACUCAUUGAAAAUAAAAACUCAAUUUGUCAUUGAAGUUGCAAGAGAUGGAAGAAAACACACACAAUUUGCACAAAUUUGUAUGCUUUCAGAUGCCUAAAAAGGUUCAGGACUGAUGUAUUUUAAUAAUUGAAAGAGAAACCCCUCUUCCUCAAAAACUAUACGUUACAUCACAUGGAGCCGUUUGUCACAAUGUUUUCAACUACCAACAGCUCGACA
This is a messenger RNA of Asterias rubens (European starfish), 3212 nucleotides long. RefSeq lists its product as uncharacterized. The transcript is spliced from 9 exons. The coding region runs from base 317 to 1573 and encodes 418 amino acids. Lineage: Eukaryota; Metazoa; Echinodermata; Asteroidea; Forcipulatida; Asteriidae. The record is from RefSeq and is a predicted model, not a curated record.